Messenger RNA from Elephantulus edwardii (Cape elephant shrew), 13836 nucleotides. RefSeq names its product dynein, axonemal, heavy chain 5 (gene DNAH5). Gene Ontology annotation, cellular component: dynein complex. NCBI's taxonomy places the organism in Eukaryota, Metazoa, Chordata, Mammalia, Macroscelidea, Macroscelididae. The coding region runs from base 1 to 13836 and encodes 4611 amino acids. Gene Ontology annotation, molecular function: dynein intermediate chain binding; minus-end-directed microtubule motor activity; dynein light intermediate chain binding. Gene Ontology annotation, biological process: microtubule-based movement. The record is from RefSeq and is a predicted model, not a curated record. The transcript is spliced from 79 exons.
AUGCUUACAAGGAAACUGAAGGAAGAGAAAGAAGCCAGGCGGGCUCAUCUGGAUGGCAGGCACAGCUACUUAUUUGCGAUUGUAGCUUCCUGUGUGGACCUGAAGAAAGAAGAAGUAGAAGAUGCCAUUCUUGAGGGGAAUCAGAUUGAAAGAAUCGACCAGCUUUUUGUUGCUGGAGGCCUCCGUCACCUCAUGUUUUACUACCAAGAUGUGGAGGUGGCAGAAACAGGACAGCCUGGCCUGUCAGGAGGGGUAAAUCUUGCUUCUGGAAAAAUUAAAAAACCCAAGGUGUUUGUGACUGAGGGCAAAGAUGUCGCUCUUACUGGAGUAUGUGUCUUCUUCAUUCGGACAGACCCUUCCAAAGCCAUCACCUCGGAGAACAUCCAUCGAGAAUUGUGCUUUAACAUGCUAGACACGGCUGAUGGGGGCCUGCUGAACAGCAUGAGACGUUUGCUCUCUGACAUCUUCAUCCCUGCUCUGAGAGCCACAGACCAAGGCUGGGGCGAGCAUGACAGUUUUCAGGAGGCGACCAGCAUCCGACAUGACUUCCUGUGUUCUCUGGAAGGCUUUGUGAGUGUCCUAUCAGGUGCUCAAGAAAGUCUGAAAGAGAAGGUGAGCCUUCAAAAGUGUGACAUAUUUGAGAUGCACGCCUUGAAGGAACCCAUGGACUUCUUGGCUCUGGCUAAUAAUCCUGAGACUUUGGAAAAGGUUGAGAGUUGCAUGAAAAUAUGGAUCAAACAGACAGAACAGGUCCUUGCUGAAAACAAUCAGCUCCGAAAGGAAGCAGAUGACCUGGGGCCCCGAGCAGAGCUGGAGCACUGGAAAAAAAGGCUGUCCAAGUUCAACUACCUCUUGGACCAGUUGAAAAGCGCAGAUGUGAAGACUGUGAUAGCUGUUCUUGCUGCUGCCAAGUCAAAACUCCUGAAGAGUUGGCGGGAGAUGGAUAUUCGGAUCACUGAUGCCACUAAUGAAGCCAAGGACAAUGUCAAAUAUUUGUAUACUCUUGAGAAAUGCUGCGAUCCUUUGUACAGCAGCGAUCCUAUAGCCAUGAUUGACGCAAUUCCUACACUUAUAAAUGCAAUUAAAAUGAUCUAUAGCAUCUCUCGUUACUAUAACACCUCCGAGAAGAUAACAUCUCUGUUUGUAAAGGUGACAAAUCAAAUGAUAUCUGCAUGUAAAGCCUAUAUUACCAACAAUGGGACUGCUUCUAUCUGGAACCAGCCACAAGAUGUUGUUAUGGAAAAAAUAUUAUCUGCAAUUAAACUUAAGCAAGAAUAUCAGCACUGCUUUCACAAGACCAAACAGAAACUUAAAGAAAGCCCAAAUGAAAAGCAGUUUGAAUUUAGUGAAAUGUACAUUUUUGGAAAAUUUGAAACGUUCCACCGACGUCUUGCCAAGAUAAUAAACAUCUUUACAACUUUCAAGACAUACUCGGUUCUACAAGAUUCAAAAAUCGAAGGACUGGAAAGCAUGAUCGCGUCAUUCCAGGGCAUUGUUCUGACGAUAAAGAAAAAGGAGUAUAAUUUCUUAGACCAACGGAAAAUGGAAUUUGACCAGGAUUAUGAAGAGUUUUGCAAGCAGACUAGUGACCUUCAUAAUGAGUUGCAGAGGUUCAUGGACAUUACCUUUGAAAAGAUUCAAAACACAAAUCAAGCUCUAAGUAUGUUAAAGAAAUUUGAAAGGUUGAAUAUACCUAAUCUGGGUAUUGAGGAUAAAUACCGACUUAUCCUUGAGAAUUUUGGAGCUGACAUUGACAUGAUUUCAAAGCUCUAUACAAGGCACAAAUAUGACCCUCCACUGGCUCGAGACCAGCCUCCCAUUGCUGGGAAGAUUCUGUGGGCCAGGCAGCUCUUUCACAGAAUCCAGCAACCAAUGCAACUUUUCCAGCAGCAUCCGACAGUGCUACAGACAGAUGAGGCUAAACCUAUCAUUCGCAGUUACAACAGGAUGGCCAAGGUUCUUCUGGAGUUUGAGGUUCUCUAUCACAGGGCGUGGCUGCAGCAGAUUGAAGAAAUUCAUAUAGGACUUGAGGCUUCUUUAUUGGUGAAGGCGCCAGGCACAGGGGAAUUGUUUGUAAACUUUGACCCUCAGAUAUUAACUUUAUUUAGAGAAACGGAGUGUAUGUCACAGAUGGGUCUGGAAGUGUCACCAUUAGCGGCUACCCUCUUCCUGAAACGGGACGUAUACAAAAAUAACUUUAGUAACAUGAAGCUGAUGCUGGCAGAAUAUCAGAGAGUAAAGUCAAAAAUGCCUCCCACCGUAGAGCAACUGAUGGCCCCUCAUUUGGCGAAAGUGGAUGAAGCUCUCCAACCUGGCUUGGCUGCACUGAACUGGACAUCCAUGAAUAUUGAAGCAUAUUUAGAAAAUACGUUUGAAAAGAUCAAGGAACUGGAGUUGCUCCUGGACAGGGUCAGGGAUUUGAUUGAGUUCCGAAUCGACGCCCUUCUAGAAGAAAUGAGCUGCACUCCUCUCUGCCAGCUUCCCCAGGAAGAGCCACUCACCUGUGAUGAGUUUCUCAGGAUGACGAAGGACCUUUGUGUAAGUGGUGCUCAGAUACUUCAUUUUAAAAGCUCAUUAGUAGAGGAGGCUGUCAAUGAACUAAUUAAUAUGUUGCUAGAUGUAGAAGUUCCAAAUAUAGAAGAGAGUGAAAAAGUAAUGACUGAAAAUAGAAUUGACUCAAAAGGUGAAAGUCCAGGUAAGAGACAGGAGGGAAAACCUGACACAUCGCAGUCUUCCCUUCACACCGGUGAAACUGGACCUGCCCCCCUGCCCCUGACAAUGGUCAAGAGAAAGAAGAAAGAGACAGAGUUGUUGGAAGAGGAAGCCUGCGAGCUGCUUUCCUAUUUCAACCAUCAGAAUGCAGAUGCUCUGUUGAAAGUUACCAGAAAUACACUAGAGGCCAUUCGCAAACGCAUCCAUGCCUCCAACACUGUUUACUUCCGAGACAGCGACAGUGUGUCCAAGAUGAAGCCCAGCAGUCUGCCCAUUUUCCAGGCGAGCAUCACCCUGGCCAUUCCCAACAUCGCCAUGGCCCCGGCCCUGGAGGACAUGCAGCAGACGCUGAACAAAGCCGUGGAAUGCAUCGUCAGCGUCCCCAAAGGGGUCAGGCAGUGGAGCAGUGAGCUGCUCUCCAAGAAAAAGGUACAAGAAAGAAAAAUGGCUGCACUGAAGAACAAUGAAGACAGUGAUUCUGAAAAUGAAAUGGAAGAACAUGAACUUCAAGAUACCAUUGAGAUUGCAUCUGUAAAUUUACCUAUUCCAGUACAUACUAAGAACUAUUAUAAGAAUGUUUCUGACAAUAAGGAAAUUGUAAAGUUGGUCUCUGUGCUUAGUACGAUCAUCAACUCUACGAAAAAGGAAGUUGUUACCUCCUUGGACUGUUUCAAGUGCUACAAUCACAUUUGGCAAAAGGAGAAAGAAGAAACCACAAAUACGUUUAUUCUGAAAAACCCCUUACUUUCAGAAUUUGAAUCUCAGAUUCUCUAUUUUCGAAAAUUAGAACAGGAGAUUAACGCUGAGCCGGAGUACAUCUGUGUGGGUUCCAUUGCUCUGUAUACAGCGGAUUUGAAGGUCGCCCUGACCGCGGAGACGAAGGCGUGGAUGGUUGUCAUAGGUCGGCACUGUAACAGAAAAUACAGAAGUGAGAUGGAAAACGUGCUCACCCUGCUGGAAGACUUCAGUAAGAAACUGAAUCGUCCAAUUAAAGACCUGGACGACAUUCGGAUUGCCAUGGCAGCACUAAAAGAAAUCAGGGAGCAGCAAAUUGGCAUCGACUUUCAAAUCGGGCCUAUUGAGGAAUCCUAUGCCCUGCUGAACAAAUAUGGACUUCUGGUAGCAAAAGAAGAGAUGGACAAAGUUGACACCCUACGCUACACGUGGCAGAAGCUGCUGGUGCGAGCCAGUGAUGUCCAGAACGAGCUGGUCGCCCUGCAGCCCGGCUUCAGGAAGGAGCUCAUCAGUAGCGUGGGGGUCUUUGUCCAGGACUGCCAGCAGUUCUAUCUGGAUUAUGAGUUGAAUGGUCCAAUGGUCACUGACUUGAAGCCUCAAGAAGCCAGUGAUCGGCUCAUCAUGUUCCAGAAUCAAUUUGAUAACAUCUAUCGGAAGUACAUUACUUACACCGGGGGAGAGGAACUCUUUGGUUUGCCUGUCACGCAGUACCCUCAGCUUCUCGAGAUUAAGAAGCAGCUAAAUCUUCUGCAGAAAAUAUACACGCUGUACAACAAUGUCAUACAGACUGUAAACAGCUACCAGGAUAUCCUCUGGUCAGAAGUGAAUGUCGAAAAAAUCAACAGUGAACUCUUAGAAUUCCAGAACAGGUGCCGCAAACUGCCCAGGGCCUUGAAGGACUGGCAGGCGUUUCAGGACCUGAAGAAAACCAUUGACGACUUCAGUGAGUGCUGCCCCCUGCUGGAGCACAUGACCAGCAAGGCCAUGAUGGCGAGACACUGGCAGCGAAUAACCGCCCUCACUGGACACCAUCUAGACGUGGAGAACGAAACCUUCAAGUUAAGAAACAUUAUGGAGGCCCCACUGCUGAAAUACAAAGAGGAAAUUGAGGACAUCUGUAUCAGCGCUGUGAAGGAGAGAGAUAUUGAACAAAAGCUGAAGCAGGUUAUCAAUGAGUGGGACAACAAAACCUUCACUUUUGGCAGCUUCAAAUCCCGUGGCGAACUCCUCCUGCGAGGAGACAGUACCUCUGACAUCAUCGCCAACAUGGAGGACAGCUUGAUGUUGUUGAGUUCUCUGCUCAGCAGCAGGUAUAAUACACCAUUCAAGACCCAGAUUCAGAAAUGGGUGCAACAGCUUUCUAACUCUACAGACAUCAUAGAGAACUGGAUGACAGUGCAGAACUUGUGGAUUUACCUAGAAGCUGUCUUUGUGGGAGGAGAUAUCGCCAAGCAGCUGCCUAAGGAAGCCAAGCGCUUCUCCAGCAUAGAUAAAUCGUGGGUGAAGAUCAUGACCCGGGCGCGUGAAAUGUCUAAUGUGGUGCACUGCUGUGUCGGGGACGAGACCAUGGGGCAGCUGCUCCCACACUUGCUGGAGCAGCUGGAGAUAUGCCAGAAAUCGCUCACUGGAUACUUGGAGAAGAAACGUCUUUGCUUCCCUCGGUUCUUCUUCGUCUCGGACCCUGCCCUUCUGGAGAUUCUGGGCCAGGCCUCGGACUCACACACCAUCCAAGCCCAUUUGCUGAAUGUGUUUGACAACAUAAAGACUGUCAAAUUCCAUGACAAGAUCUACGAUCGCAUUCUGUCAGUUUCCUCUCGAGAGGGGGAGACGAUUGAAUUGGAGAAGCCUGUGAUGGCUGAGGGCAAUGUGGAAGCCUGGCUCAAUUCUCUCUUGGAAGAAUCUCAGUCUUCAUUACAUCAGGUGAUCCGCCAGGCAGCUGCAAAUAUUCAAGAAACAGAUUUCCAACUGAUUGAAUUCCUGUCAUCCUUCCCUGCUCAGGUUGGACUAUUAGGGAUUCAAAUGAUAUGGACACGGGACUCAGAAGAAGCUCUUAGAAAUGCCAAGUCCGAUAAGAAAGUGAUGCAGAAAACCAAUCAGUCCUUCCUGGAUCUUCUGAACACCCUGAUCGACAUGACCACCAAGGAGCUCAGUUCUGUGGAGCGGGUGAAGUACGAGACUUUGAUCACCAUUCACGUGCAUCAAAGGGACAUCUUUGAUGACCUGUGCCGCAUGCACGUCAAGAGCCCCAUGGACUUUGAGUGGCUGAAGCAGUGCAGGUUCUACUUUCAUGAAGAUUCUGACAAGAUGAUGAUCCGCAUUACAGAUGUGGCUUUCACCUACCAGAACGAGUUUCUGGGCUGCACAGACAGGCUUGUCAUUACUCCACUCACAGACAGGUGUUACAUCACGUUGGCUCAGGCUCUGGGGAUGAGCAUGGGAGGAGCCCCCGCUGGACCAGCAGGGACGGGUAAGACAGAAACGACCAAAGACAUGGGACGCUGUCUGGGCAAGUACGUCGUGGUUUUCAACUGUUCAGACCAGAUGGAUUUCCGGGGACUUGGGCGGAUUUUUAAAGGGCUGGCGCAGUCUGGAUCCUGGGGCUGUUUUGAUGAAUUUAAUCGUAUCGAUCUACCAGUUCUCUCCGUUGCGGCCCAGCAAAUUUCCAUUAUUCUGACAUGUAAAAAAGAGCGUAAAAAGUCCUUUAUUUUCACUGAUGGAGAUACUGUGACGAUGAACCCUGAAUUUGGACUUUUUCUAACCAUGAAUCCUGGCUAUGCUGGGCGGCAGGAGCUUCCUGAAAACCUGAAAAUUAAUUUCCGCUCAGUGGCCAUGAUGGUCCCAGACCGUCAGAUUAUCAUUCGGGUGAAGCUGGCUAGCUGUGGCUUCAUUGACAAUGUCGUCCUGGCCCGGAAGUUUUUCACCCUCUACAAACUGUGUGAGGAGCAGCUCUCCAAGCAGGUGCAUUAUGACUUUGGCCUUCGGAACAUCCUGUCAGUGCUGCGGACACUGGGCGCUGCCAAGAGAGCCAACCCCAUGGAUACCGAGUCCACUAUUGUGAUGCGUGUCCUGCGAGACAUGAAUCUCUCCAAGCUGAUUGAUGAGGACGAACCCUUAUUUUUGAGUUUAAUUGAAGAUCUCUUUCCAAAUAUUCUUCUGGAUAAAGCAGGCUAUCCUGAACUGGAAACAGCAAUCAGCCGACAGGUUGAAGAAGCUGGUCUAAUCAACCAUCCUCCAUGGAAACUGAAAGUCAUCCAGCUGUUCGAGACGCAGAGGGUGAGGCAUGGAAUGAUGACCCUGGGGCCCAGCGGGGCUGGGAAAACCACCUGUAUCCACACCUUGAUGAAAGCAAUGUCAGAUUGUGGAAAACCACACCGGGAAAUGAGGAUGAAUCCCAAAGCAAUUACGGCCCCACAGAUGUUUGGUCGACUCGAUGUGACCACAAACGACUGGACAGAUGGAAUAUUUUCCACGCUUUGGAGGAAAACACUGAGAGCUAAGAAAGGGGAACAUAUCUGGAUUGUUCUGGAUGGUCCAGUGGAUGCCAUCUGGAUAGAAAAUCUCAAUUCUGUUUUGGAUGACAACAAAACUCUAACCCUUGCCAAUGGUGACCGGAUCCCUAUGGCUCCAAACUGCAAGAUCAUUUUUGAGCCUCAUAACAUUGACAAUGCCUCGCCCGCUACCGUCUCAAGAAAUGGAAUGGUUUUCAUGAGCUCUUCUAUCCUAGACUGGAGUCCUAUUCUUGAGGGUUUUCUUAAAAAACGCUCAACUCAAGAAGCCGAGAUACUCCGUCAGCUGUACGCGGAGUCCUUCCCACACCUGUAUCGCUUCAGCAUUCAGAAUCUGGACUACAAGACAGAGAUGCUUGAAGCCUUUGUCAUCAUGCAAAGCAUUACUAUGCUCCAAGGCUUGAUCCCUCCAAAGGAACAAGGUGGGGAGGUCACUUCUGAACACUUGGGACGAUUGUACGUCUUCUCUCUGAUGUGGAGCAUCGGAGCUGUGCUGGAACUGGAGGGCAGGCGCAGAGUGGAGCACUGGCUACGCUCCCAGGACUCACUCACCUUGGAUCUGCCAACACUGGCAGGUGCAGAAGACACCAUGUUUGACUACUACGUGACGUCAGAUGGUAAAUGGAGGCACUGGAACACACGCACAGAGGAGUACGUAUAUCCUUCACACAUCACCCCUGAAUAUAGCUCCAUCCUUGUGCCAAAUGUUGACAAUGUGAGGACCGACUUUCUGAUUGAAACAGUUGCCAAACAGGGCAAGGCUGUGCUGUUAAUUGGUGAACAAGGGACUGCCAAAACGGUCAUAAUCAAAGGGUUUAUGUCAAAGUAUGAUCCUGAAAGUCACAUGACCAAGAGUCUCAACUUCUCUUCAGCAACGACACCCCUGAUGUUUCAGAGAACAGUUGAGAGCUAUGUGGAUAAACGCAUGGGUACGACAUAUGGCCCACCAGCAGGAAAAAAGAUGACUAUUUUUAUUGAUGAUGUGAAUAUGCCAAUAAUCAAUGAAUGGGGAGACCAGGUCACUAAUGAGAUUGUACGGCAGCUGAUGGAACAGAAUGGAUUUUACAACCUUGAGAAGCCUGGGGAGUUUACUAGUAUAGUGGAUAUCCAGUUUUUGGCUGCCAUGAUCCAUCCUGGGGGUGGACGCAAUGACAUACCAGAAAGACUGAAGAGACAGUUCUCUAUAUUUAACUGCACGCUGCCCUCUGAUGCUUCCAUGGAUAAGAUCUUUGGUGUCAUCGGAGGAGGAUACUACUGUACCCAGAGGGGCUUCUCUGAAAGAGUGAGAGACUCAGUGGUCAAACUAGUGCCCCUGACACGUAGACUUUGGCAGAUAACCAAGAUAAAAAUGCUCCCGACACCUGCAAAAUUCCAUUAUGUAUUUAACCUUCGAGAUCUUUCUAGGAUUUGGCAAGGAAUGCUGAACACUACUUCUGAGGUUAUCAAGCAAACAGAUGAGCUCCUAAAACUGUGGAAGCAUGAAUGUAAACGUGUUAUAGCUGAUCGGUUCACGGCUUCUGAGGAUGUGACCUGGUUUGAUAAAGCCUUAGUCAAUUUAGUGGAGGACGAGUUUGGCGAAGAAGAAAGGCUUUCUGUGGACUACGGCAUUGACGCUUAUUUUGUGGAUUUCUUGCGAGAUGCGCCUGAAGCUACAGGUGAAACAUCUGAGGAGGCUGAAGCUGAAAUGCCCAAAAUUUAUGAGCCAGUUGAGUCUUUUAAUGACCUGAAGGAGCGUUUGAAUAUGUUCUUGCAGCUGUAUAAUGAGAGUGUCCGCGGCGCUGGCAUGGACAUGGUGUUCUUUGCAGAUGCCAUGGUCCACUUAGUCAAGAUCUCCCGCAUUAUUAGAACUCCUCGAGGCAAUGCCCUUCUAGUUGGGGUGGGUGGAUCAGGAAAGCAGAGCCUGACAAGGUUGGCUUCGUUCAUUGCUGGUUACUCUUCCUUCCAGAUCACGCUGACAAGAUCAUAUAACACAUCAAACCUGAUAGAAGACCUGAAGGUUUUGUAUAGAACAGCUGGUCAGCAGGGCAAAGGAAUCACUUUCAUUUUCACAGACAAUGAGAUUAAAGAAGAGUCAUUUUUGGAAUACAUGAAUAAUGUUUUAUCAUCUGGUGAGGUCUCCAAUCUAUUUGCUCGUGAUGAAAUUGAUGAAAUUCAUAGUGAUCUUACAUCGGUCAUGAAAAGAGAAUACCCUCGGCGCCCUCCUACCAAUGAGAAUCUGUAUGAGUACUUCAUGAGUCGGGUCCGACACAACCUUCACAUUGUACUCUGCUUUUCACCAGUGGGUGAAAAAUUUAGAAAUCGAGCUUUGAAGUUCCCUGCACUUAUUUCAGGAUGUACCAUAGACUGGUUCAGCAGGUGGCCUAAGGAUGCCUUAAUUGCCGUAUCUGAACACUUCCUGUCGUCCUAUAAUAUUGACUGCAGUUUGGAGACCAAGAAAGAGGUGGUCCAGUGCAUGGGCUCUUUUCAGGAUGGAGUGGCCGAGAAGUGUGUGGAUUAUUUCCAGAGAUUCCGGCGUUCCACCCACGUGACACCUAAAUCCUACCUCUCCUUUAUCCAGGGGUAUAAGUUUAUCUAUGGAGAAAAGCAUGCAGAAGUGCAAACCCUGGCCAACAGAAUGAAUACUGGAUUGGAAAAACUCAAAGAGGCAUCAGAAUCAGUUGCAGCCUUGAGCAAAGAACUAGAAGUGAAAGAGAAGGAGCUGCAAGUGGCCAAUGAAAAAGCCGACACGGUUUUAAAAGAAGUUACAAUGAAAGCACAGGCAGCUGAGAAGGUGAAAGCCGAGGUCCAAAAGGUGAAGGAUAAAGCCCAGGCCAUUGUAGACACCAUCUCGAAAGAUAAGGCCAUUGCCGAAGAAAAACUGGAAACAGCAAAACCAGCUUUAGAAGAAGCAGAGGCAGCCCUGCAGACCAUCAAGCCUUCAGACAUCGCAACUGUCCGCACCCUGGGCCGCCCCCCACACCUCAUCAUGAGGAUCAUGGACUGCGUGCUGCUAUUGUUUCAAAGGAAAGUCAACGUGGUGAAAGUGGACCUGGAGAAAAGUUGUACCAUUCCUUCCUGGCAGGAAUCUUUAAAGCUGAUGACAGCAGGGAACUUUCUACAGAACCUACAGCAAUUCCCCAAAGACACAAUCAAUGAAGAAGUGAUAGAAUUUUUGAAUCCUUACUUUGAAAUGGCAGACUACAACAACGAAACGGCUAAACGCGUGUGUGGGAAUGUGGCCGGUCUUUGUUCCUGGACCAAAGCCAUGGCUUCCUUUUUUUCCAUCAACAAAGAGGUGUUGCCUCUGAAGGCUAACUUGGUGGUGCAGGAGAAUCGCUAUGUCCUGGCCAUGCAGGACCUGCAAAAAGCCCAGGCUGAACUGGACGAAAAGCAAGCAGAGCUCGACGUGGUGCAGGCUGAGUAUGAACAGGCCAUGACAGAGAAGCAGACCUUACUUGAAGAUGCAGAGCGGUGUAGACACAAGAUGCAGACGGCAUCCACGCUGAUCAGUGGCUUGGCAGGUGAAAAGGAAAGGUGGACCGAGCAAAGCAAAGAGUUUGCUGCACAGACUAAAAGGCUUGUAGGUGACGUGUUACUGGCUACAGCCUUUCUAUCUUAUUCUGGUCCGUUUAAUCAAGAGUUUAGAAAUCUGUUGCUUAAUGACUGGCAGAAGGAGAUGAAAGGCCGGAGAAUCCCAUUUGGAAACAAUUUGAAUCUCAAUGAGAUGCUGAUUGACGCCCCUACAAUUAGUGAGUGGACACUCCAAGGCCUGCCCAAUGAUGACCUGUCCAUUCAGAAUGGGAUCAUCGUCACAAAGGCUUCCCGCUAUCCAUUAUUAAUCGACCCACAGACUCAGGGCAAGAGUUGGAUUAAAAACAAAGAAAGCCAAAAUGAACUCCAGAUCACAUCUCUCAAUCACAAGUACUUCAGAAACCACCUGGAAGACAGCCUGUCUCUUGGAAGGCCCUUGCUUAUUGAAGAUGUUGGAGAGGAACUAGAUCCAGCCCUGGACAAUGUUUUGGAAAGAAACUUCAUUAAAACUGGGUCUACCUUCAAGGUUAAAGUAGGCGACAAGGAAGUAGAUGUAAUGAAUGGCUUCAAACUCUAUAUCACCACCAAGCUCCCGAACCCUGCCUACACCCCUGAAAUCAGCGCUCGCACCUCCAUUAUCGACUUCACUGUCACCAUGAAAGGUCUAGAAGACCAGUUACUAGGGAGAGUUAUUCUCACAGAGAAACAGGAGUUGGAGAAAGAAAGGACUCAUCUUAUGGAAGAUGUUACUUCAAACAAAAGAAAGAUGAAGGAACUGGAAGAUAAUUUGCUUUACCGUCUGACAAGUACUCAGGGGUCACUGGUGGAAGACGAGAGCCUGAUUAUUGUGCUGAGCAACACGAAAAAGACAGCAGAGGAGGUGACACAGAAGCUGGAGAUUUCUGCCGAGACAGAAAUUCAAAUUAACUCGGCCCGCGAGGAAUACAGACCUGUGGCGACACGAGGCAGCAUCCUCUACUUCCUCAUCACAGAGAUGAGCCUGGUUAAUGAGAUGUACCAGACUUCACUGCGCCAGUUCCUUGGUUUGUUUGACCUUUCCUUAGCCAGGUCUGUCAAGAGCCCAAUUACAAGCAAGAGGAUUGCUAAUAUCAUUGAGCACAUGACCUAUGAGGUUUAUAAGUAUGCUGCCCGGGGCUUGUACGAGGAGCACAAGUUCCUGUUUACCUUGUUGCUCACCCUGAAGAUCGACAUCCAGAGGAACCGCGUCAAGCAUGAGGAGUUUCUCACCCUGAUUAAAGGUGGUGCCUCACUGGACCUCAAAGGCUGCCCUGCUAAACCAUCGAAAUGGGUCCUGGAUAUGACAUGGCUGAAUUUAGUGGAACUCAGCAAACUUAGGCAGUUUUCAGAUGUUCUGGAUCAGAUUUCAAGAAAUGAGAAAAUGUGGAAAAUUUGGUUUGAUAAGGAAAACCCCGAAGAAGAGCCUCUUCCCAAUGCCUAUGAUAAGUCUCUUGACUGCUUCCGACGCCUCCUGCUUAUUAGAUCCUGGUGUCCUGAUCGAACCAUUGCCCAGGCCCGCAAGUACAUCAUGGACUCCAUGGGGGAAAACUAUGCUGAAGGCGUUAUCCUGGACUUGGAAAAGAUGUGGGAGGAAUCUGAUCCCCGAACGCCACUCAUCUGUCUCCUGUCGAUGGGCUCAGACCCUACGGACUCCAUCAUUGCCUUGGGGAAGAGACUGAAAAUAGAAACCCGCUACGUGUCCAUGGGCCAGGGCCAGGAGGUCCACGCACGCAAGCUCUUGCAGCAGACCAUGGCACGUGGUGGAUGGGCACUUCUGCAGAACUGCCAUCUGGGACUCAAUUUCAUGGAUGAGCUAAUGGACAUAAUUAUGGAGACCGAGACUGUACACGAUGCUUUCCGCCUCUGGAUGACCACCGAGGUUCAUAAGCAGUUUCCCAUCACCCUCCUUCAGAUGUCCAUUAAAUUUGCCAACGAGCCUCCUCAGGGCCUCCGGGCUGGACUGAAAAGAACAUAUGGUGGCGUGAGCCAGGACCUGCUGGACGUGAGCACUGCGGCCCAGUGGAAGCCCAUGCUGUACGCAGUGGCCUUCCUUCACUCCACGGUUCAGGAAAGGCGCAAGUUUGGUCCACUUGGCUGGAACAUACCCUAUGAGUUUAAUCAAGCCGACUUCAAUGCUACUGUGCAGUUUAUCCAAAACCACUUGGAUGAUAUGGAUAUCAAAAAGGGAGUGUCCUGGAUCACUGUCCGCUAUAUGAUAGGAGAAAUUCAAUAUGGAGGGAGAGUCACUGAUGACUACGAUAAGAGGUUGUUGAAUACGUUUGCUAAGGUCUGGUUCAGUGAAAAUAUAUCUGGACCUGAUUUCAACUUUUAUGAAGGAUACCAUAUUCCAAAAUGCAGCACUGUGGAGAGCUACCUGCAGUAUAUCCAGAGUUUACCAGCCUAUGACAGCCCUGAGGUGUUCGGGCUGCACCCCAACGCAGACAUCACUUACCAGAGCAAGCUGGCCAAGGACGUGCUGGACACGAUUCUCGCCAUCCAGCCCAAGGACAGCUCAAGUGGCGGAGACGAGAGCCGGGAGGCUGUGGUGGCCCGGCUGGCUGAUGACAUGCUGGAGAAGCUGCCCCCGGACUACAGCCCCUUUGAAGUAAAGGAGAGGCUGCAGAAGAUGGGUCUGUUCCAGCCGAUGAACAUUUUCCUGCGGCAGGAGAUAGACAGAAUGCAGAGGGUCCUCUCCCUUGUCCGGAGCACUCUGACUGACCUUAAGCUCGCCAUUGAUGGUACCAUUAUCAUGAGUGAAAAUCUAAGAGAUGCUUUGGAUUGCAUGUUUGACGCCAGAAUUCCUGCUCAGUGGAAAAAAGCUUCUUGGGUUUCAAGCACGCUGGGAUUUUGGUUUACUGAACUGAUAGAAAGAAACAGCCAGUUCACAGCUUGGGUUUUCAAUGGGCGGCCUCACUGCUUUUGGAUGACUGGAUUUUUUAACCCUCAAGGAUUUCUGACUGCGAUGCGCCAGGAGAUAACUCGUGCCAACAAAGGCUGGGCUCUGGACAAUAUGGUGCUUUGCAAUGAAGUCACGAAGUGGAUGAAGGAUGAUAUUUCUGCCCCUCCAGCUGAGGGUGUCUAUGUGUAUGGCUUGUAUCUGGAAGGAGCUGGCUGGGACAAGAGGAACAUGAAACUCAUUGAAUCCAAACCCAAAGUGCUGUUUGAGUUGAUGCCUGUCAUAAGGAUUUUUGCAGAAAACAACACUCCAAGAGACCCUCGCCUUUACUCCUGCCCCAUCUACAAGAAGCCCGUCCGAACGGACUUGAACUACAUUGCUCCUGUAGAGCUCAAGACCACCCAGCCCCCUGAACACUGGGUGCUCCGUGGGGUGGCCCUCCUCUGCGACGUGAAGUAA